Messenger RNA from Astrephomene gubernaculifera, 1982 nucleotides. The record is from the annotation of a GenBank genome assembly. Lineage: Eukaryota; Viridiplantae; Chlorophyta; Chlorophyceae; Chlamydomonadales; Astrephomenaceae.
GCCAGCUUAUGAAGUGAUAUAGGUUAAGAGCUGCUUAUUCUAUUGGGGUUAAACAUAACCGAGCUGGACGUGCCAGGCCAAUUGCUCAAAUCAUAUCUGCAAGCUUCUACCCAAUCAGUUACAGACAUGAAAUCAAAAGACAUCUAGCAUUCCAGUUUAUAGAGAAGUUCUUCUUAAUAGCCCCUUUGCCGUGACCUGCUGCAAUGGCGGCAUCUCCGUUCCAAUUUGGGACGACAGCCGCGCCUCCAGCUAGCCCCUUCGGAUUCUCUACAGCAAAUGCUGCAGCAGCACCGGCGAGUAGCGCGCCUGCCUUCGGGGCGGCCGCGUCAGCACCCGCAUUCGGGACGGGAUUCAGCUUUGGGACAGGUGCCGCAGCGGCGCCGGCGUCCACACCAGCCUUCGGAGCGGCCUUCGGGGCAGCAGCUGCGAAGCCAGCCACAACAUUUGGUGCGGCGUCGUCUGCACCCGCGUUUGGCGCGACUGCUGCUCCAGCCUUCGGAGCAUCGACAGGAGGCGCAUUCUCUUUCCCAACAGCCGCACCCGCAGCCACCAGCGCGCCAAGCCUCUUUGGAGCAACUACAGCGCCAUCCCUGUUCGGCGCCUCCUCCGCACCAGCAUUCGGGGCGGCUGCCUCCACGCCCUCACUGUUUGGGACCACAACAGCCCCUGCGACUGGGACCACAACAGGCGGCCUGUUCGGAGCCCCCGCAGCUGCGGCCGCCGCCAACAUCUUCGCCCCGCAAACCCAACAACAACAACAGCAGCAACAGACGGCGAACGUGUUUGGCGCCGCGGGGCAGGCCGCCCUGCCCGGCCUGGUGGACCCCAGCGGCCUCACGCAGGACGACGCGGUGCGCUCCCUCACCCGCAUAGCCGCCGCCUACAACCCCGCCUCCCCCGACUACCGCUUCCAAACGCUGUUCUUCUCGGUGGUGGAGCGCCCUGAGCAGCGGGUGAAGCCGCCGGGGGUGGACGAGAACCGCUGGAGGGCGGCGCUGGCAGCGAUAGGGGGACCCAACAACCCGCAAAAGUUGUGGCCGGUUGGUGCCAACGGCUUCCGCGACCUCAACACGCGGUCUCGCAUGCAGGCGGAGGCGGUGGCGCAGAACGCAACACGACUGCGGGAGCUGCAGGACCGCGCCGCCGCCAUGUCUCGGCGCCACAACGAGUUCCGCGCUCGCAUCGGCGGGCUGCAGCGGCAGCACACGGAGCUCAACCACAAGCUGCUGCACGUGGUGCGGUGUGUGGACGCGCUGGAGAGCAGGCUGGCGCUGUCGGCGGGCUACAACGCGCAGCAGUCCCGGCAGCAGGUGUCGGAGCUCUCCCGGCAGUUGGCGGUGCUGGAGGAGGCGCUGGCACCCGCGGCGGCGGCUGCGGGGCUGCAGCGGCGGCUGGAGGCGGUGGCGGCGGCGGCUCGCAUGCGCGCCGGCAGCGGGGAGGGCGCGGCGGGCGGGCUGGCCUCGGUGAAGCUGGACGACAAGUCGCAGUCGCAGCUGUUUGCAGUGCUGCGGGACCACGCGGAGGGAGUACGGCAACUGCAGGCCAUUCUGAAGCAGGACGAGUUGGACCUGGAGGUGAUGAAGCGGCUGCAGGCGGCGGGGGGCAGCGACAUGGCACUCAGCUCGGCAAUGGGCAUGUAAUGUGAUGUGACGAUGCGUUGGUGGUGGCGGGGUGGGGUGAUGUAAUAUGAUGGAGUGGUGUGGGGGUCUUGAGGUCACAGCCAGACUGCGGUUCUUCCAGCAGAAACCCUUACUGACGGACUCGUUUGACCGCAGCGGCAGAGCGAUGUGGGUCAGAAGAAUGGUUACGUGUUGCCUAGCCGUGGGAGGUUCCCGUGUGGGUGCUUGCGCCUGGCUGUCGCGCACCCUCGUGACACCAUGCGUGGAGGGGUGGCGGGUGGAUGGGUUGCGAGUUGGGAGCAUCCCUCCUGGUCCUGCCGCGAGGGCGGUCCGGGCUGCGUGUGGGGCCGUGUUGUAAGGUGC